AGGAGGUCGGGCAUGUUAGUUUCCGCUUCCGGUCGGUAAAGGGCAAGCACAAUGUAAACACGGGACCAGGGGAGUGGUCAUUAGGUAACUGAGGGUAAGCUGACCGUGGUGGAAGCCCAGGAAGAGGAGGAAAACGAGGCUGGUGGGUCUUGUGGUUAGGGGAGAAAGGACUUUCAGAAGUCGGAGUUGAGACGCGACGGAGGUGCGGCAGAGCCGGGACGCUAAGGGUUCCCACAGUACUUGGUUCCUCACAUUGCUGCUUUAGGAACAGAGUUCAUUUGGAAACUUGAAGGCAGAAUGGCUUCCUUUGGAUGGAAGAGAAGAAUUGGGGAGAAGGUCUCAAAGGUCACUUCACAGCAGUUCGAAGCCGAAGCUGCUGAUGAGAAGGAUGUAGUUGAGAAUGAAGAAGGGAGCUGGCUUCAUGCGGUUAAACGCAGGAAAGAAAGUCUCCUCGAGGGCUGUGUUGAGAAAAGUAAGCAGCUGAAGGAUGAAGGAGCCAGUUUGGUUGAAAAUAAAAGGUAUCGAGAGGCGAUUCAAAAAUGGGACGAAGCACUGCAGUUAACCCCAGAUGAUGCUACCCUGUACGAGAUGAAAUCACAGGUCCUAAUGUCUCUUCAUGAAAUGUUCCCUGCAGUACAUGCAGCUGAAAUGGCGGUGCAGAGAAACCCACAUUCAUGGGAGUCUUGGCAAACUUUGGGACGUGCUCAGCUUGGAUUAGGAGAGAUAGUCCUGGCAAUUCGAAGUUUUCAGGUAGCCCUUCACAUCUAUCCAAUGAACCCUGAAAUAUGGAAAGAAGACCUUUCUUGGGCAAGAACACUCCAGGAGCAGCAGAAGGUAGCACAGAAGAUUAAGAAGUGUGACGCGUCAGCGGAAAUGACACAUUUCUCACCAAAGUCAAUCCCUGACUAUGACUUUGAAAGUGAUGAGAUUGUUGCUGUUUGUGCAGCAAUUGCGGAGAAACAGAAGACAGUUUCAGCAAAUAAGACAAUGGUUAUUGUUUCGGCCUCUGGGACUGUAGAGACGGUCACUGAGAAGGAAGAUGGUGCUACACCACCAGAUGGCUCUGUUUUUAUCAAAGCCCGAUAAAGUAGCAGGAACCCUUUGAAUCUGGCUUUUUGAUUGCUCUUAAAGUUUGAGGCCUAGGGACAUCUACUGUGGAGAGACAGAAUAAAACUCCUGUUUGUAAAAUGAGUUUUGCAGAUGAGGCAUAUAAAAACUAAAUGGUAGAAUUACUGUAUAGUGUUUGGGCUGUGCUUUGAUAAGUUACGAUUUAAACUUCUUAAGAUUAGAAUUGUGAGUACAGUGGGGUUUGAUUAAUAAACUUAAAAAAAUAAUCCAAAAAUGUAAGUGAAUGCAUUUUAAAGACAUAACUUGAAAAGUGAAUUCUCUAAUAGUGAAUAACUUGAUGGCCAGUGUUAUUAAAAUGUUGACUCGUUGGCUUUUGUUUCACGAUAAAGGAAGUUGGUGAUUUCUUUCCCUCCUAAUACUCCUGUUACUAUUCACUCUUCUGUUUUUCUGGUUGCAUUAGAGGAAGUCUCCCAAAGCUCAAAUAUUUUUUGACAUUUAUUUUGAUUCAAAGUUGUCAUUUGGUUAUUUUUGGAAUCUUUGAAAGUUUGGCUGAAAAUGCAUGCAACUGUGUACAUUCUAAACAUUUUCUGGACUUUCUCUUCAUUCUGAUUUGUGCUUAUAUUUUGACUUCAAAAUUAUUACAACAAUGGUAGUUGCCUUCUUCAGUAUUAGAUAUGUGAAAUACUGAUCAAUGUCACAAUGAUGGUUUUAUUGUUUUAGUUGUAAAAGUAGAUCGAGUAUUCCUUACCACAAGUGAGUCAUGUUUAAGAUGUGCAUUUUUGAAAAAUGCUUUUAUCGAUGUGUCAUAUCAAAUUGUAUUGCUGCACUGGCCCAGUCAAAAGUAGUAUUUUCUUCUCCUUAUUUUUAAAAGCUUAAAAACUCUGAAAAAAACUUACCUUUUGCUUUUAACGUUCCAGCCGACGGUUUGGAAUUCUUUUUCUAGAUAACUUUUUUGGAACUACUCAAUUAAAUUACAAUUUUAAAUAGCUAAAUUAUGUCUUUCUAAAAAAGUAGGGAUGUUUAUGAGUGUCAGUGAAUGUAUAUAUCUUGGGCAUGACAUACGUAGGAACUGAAACAUGACCUAACAGUACAAUCCCAGGAGUAGAGAAGAAUAUAUUUAAAGAAAUAUUUCGUUGAAAGGCCACGAUCGCAUUCACAAAUCAAUACUGUCAUUGCUAAUAUGAGUUAUUUUUAUACUACAUAUAUUAUAGUACAAUUAUAUAGAACUACUGGGUCCUGUUACUUCUGACACUCAGGAAGCUAUUUUUGCUGUAAAAUUAAUUUUUUUCUUGUCAGAGAUGAAAGUAAGCUGUUUUAAAGAAUCUUACCUUAACCUGUUGGAGCAUGUAAGUAAUGGUCUACAUUUUUCUGAGAUGAUUUAAAAAAUGUUUCCUUUAGUGGAAUGCUUACCUCUUUUUUUUUUUUUUUUCAGAGUGUUAUAUUUUCCUUCAAAGUUACAUCAGAAGGUUAGCUGUGGUUAGGUUAGUUUUAGAGUAAUUGAAAAACACAAAUAUUAGUUACAUUUUAUUUUGUUUAAUAAAGGAUAUUCUCACAGGGUAGAUACUUGAGUAUAUACAGAAGUGACCAUUCACCAUUUGGUAUGUGGUUUUGAGUAGUGGGUUUUUGUUUAUCGUGUAAUUUGUGAAUAAAUAGUUUUUUCUGCACUUUAAA
Molecule: messenger RNA, 2739 nt
Organism: Leopardus geoffroyi (Geoffroy's cat)
Lineage: Eukaryota; Metazoa; Chordata; Mammalia; Carnivora; Felidae
Gene: TTC33
Product: tetratricopeptide repeat domain 33
Exons: 6
Coding region: 298-1086 (262 amino acids)
Molecular function (GO): protein binding
Source: RefSeq, a predicted model, not a curated record